AAGUCGAUCCCCCAUUUCUCCAAAAAUAAAAGAAGUUCCUUGGGAGGACCAACGGUGUCGCGCGGUCAACUAGCUAUGCUCCAAUUCUUUUGAUAUAGUAAUAAGUAUAAUAAUAGUAAUGGACAAGGAGCCACAGCGCCAAGACGAGCUCCAGGCGCCGCUGCUUCCCGGCGACGGCGGGAAGGCCGCCGCCGCGGCCGGCAGCGCUUACGCGCUCGUCUGCUCCCUCGUCGCCUCCGCAAUCUCCAUCAUCUACGGUUACAAUCGAGGUGUGAUGAGCGGGGCGCAGAAGUUCGUGCAGGAGGAUCUGGGGAUCAGCGACGCGCAGAUCGAGGUGCUCAUCGGCGCCACCAGCAUCUACUCCCUCGUCGGCUCGCUGGCCGCGGGUUGGGCGUGCGACUGCGCCGGGCGCCGCCGCACUAUGGCGCUCUCCGCUGCCAUGUUCUUCGCCGGCUCGGCGAUCACCAGCGUGGCCGGAGGGUACGCGGCGCUGAUGGCGGGACAGCUCGUCGCCGGCGUCGCUUGUGGGUUCGGCCUCGUCGUUGCGCCCGUCUACAUCGCCGAGAUGGCGCCGGCGGCGUCCCGUGGAUUCCUCUCCUCCAUCCCCGAGAUCGCCGGCAACUCGGGGAUCCUGCUCAGCUACAUCGCCGACUUCGCCCUUGCCGGCUUUCCCAAGAACGUCAACUGGCGCCUAAUGAUCGGCGUCGGCGCCAUCCCGCCGCUAUUUCUCGCAGUCGCCACGCUCCUCGCCAUGCCGGAGACCCCGCGCUGGCUCGUACUUCACGGCCACCACGAGGAAGCCCGCCGUGUCCUCGCUCGCACCACGGGCGACCCGGCCCUCGCCGACCGCCGCCUCAAGGAGAUCGUUUCCUCCGCGCAGGAAAGCUCGAAGCAGGCCGUCGCCGGCGGCAGAGACGACAAGGCGCCGUCCACAAGCGUCUGGCGCGACAUGCUGAUCCGGCCGACGCGGUCCGUCCGUCGCGUGCUGCUCGCCAUCCUCGGCCUCCAGUUCUUCCAGCAGGCGUCCGGCGUGGCGGCACUCGUCCUGUACGCGCCGCGGGUGUUCAACCACGUCGGAAUAACCUCCCAGCGCGCGGUUCUCGGCGCCACGAUCCUCCUCGGCGUCGUCAAGACCGUGUCCAUAGUGAUCCCGCUUUUCCUGGCCGACCGGCUCGGCCGGCGUCCCAUGCUGCUCACCAGUGCGGGGGGCAUGGCCGUGUCUCUGCUCAUGCUAGGCCUGUCUCUUCGAGCGUCGCCUAUGGCAGACGCGGGCGCGAGCGCGAGCGCCGCGUGGUGGGCCGCUGCGACGAGCGUGACGGCCGCCGCAGCGUUCAUGGCGACCUUCUCGCUGGGGUUCGGGCCAGUAAUUUGGAUGUACGGGUCAGAGAUCCUGCCGCUCCGGCUGCGAGCGCAGGGUACUGGCAUCGGCACGGCGGUGAACCGGGUGAUGAGUGCCGUGGUGGGGUUGACGUUCAUAUCGCUGUACGAGGCUGUGGGCAUGGCCGGAAGCUUCUACAUCUUCGCGGGGUGCGCAGGAGCGUCAUGGGUUUUUGUCUACGUCUUCCUGCCGGAGACCAAGGGAAGGAGCCUCGAGGAGAUGGAGGCGCUCUUCGACGAUUCCGCCAAGUCGCCAUCGCUGACGGCGCAGUGAUCAAUGAUGUGCGAUGCCUGCUGGUAACUACGGUAGAAGGAAGUCCAUGUCUGUUGUAAUUCUUCCCGGUAAAGACCUGGCACUGUUGGCUCGAUCAAGCAGUUUGUGUUGAACUUAAAAUACUCCGAUCGAACAGUGUUGGCACUGUUGGCUCCUGGCCCAGACCGGUUUCACGGGUGCAUUCUUCAAGAGGUGCUGGGAGGUCAUCAAACAUGAUAUCAUGCGGGUUAUCCAACUGUUUAACUCUC
Messenger RNA from Hordeum vulgare subsp. vulgare (domesticated barley), 1899 nucleotides. Its product is annotated as polyol transporter 5-like. Gene Ontology annotation, biological process: transmembrane transport. Gene Ontology annotation, molecular function: carbohydrate transmembrane transporter activity. Lineage: Eukaryota; Viridiplantae; Streptophyta; Magnoliopsida; Poales; Poaceae. The record is from RefSeq and is a predicted model, not a curated record. Bases 119 to 1651 code for a protein of 510 amino acids. Gene Ontology annotation, cellular component: membrane. The transcript has 3 exons.